Cucumis melo (muskmelon) is the source of this 1573-nucleotide messenger RNA. RefSeq names its product protein BIG GRAIN 1-like B. The record is from RefSeq and is a predicted model, not a curated record. Lineage: Eukaryota; Viridiplantae; Streptophyta; Magnoliopsida; Cucurbitales; Cucurbitaceae. The transcript has a single exon. Bases 322 to 1452 code for a protein of 376 amino acids. Gene Ontology annotation, biological process: auxin-activated signaling pathway.
AAGAGCGAAGGAGUGUGAGUUAGGAAGCGAAGGAGUAUGUGUAGGAAGCGAAGGAUGGAAAAUAAAUAGUCCCACCCAGCCUCCUAAAGGGUACCCUUCCCCUAUAUUAUUUUAGCCUUACGCACCCGAAAACACGGCUGGGCUGACAUUGCAACUCUUCUCCCAAAACUCUCAGACCAAUUACCCACCCCUAUCUAUCCUCUUCUUUUUCCUCUGUUUCUUCUCUUCCUCAGGCGUCGCGUGGACAAAACUAAACCAACGCCCCCCUUCAUUUUCCACUCUCUCUCCAAAAUUCACUCACCUUUUCCCACCAAAACCCCUAUGGAUUUGUGGGAUCACUCCGAUCCACACCUUCUCCAACAACCACGUCGUUCUCGCCGCGAUAACCCUUCUUUCUCUUCCUCUCUUCUCGACGCCAUUUACCGUUCCAUCGACGAAUCCAACUCCCAACCUGAAGACCACCUCAUUUUCUAUACUCAUAACACCACUAAACACACCAUACUCCCCGCAACUGUUUCCCAGGACCAUGAAUCUCUUAAAUUCCGUAUGAUCGACACCUGGAUCGAUAAGAAGAAGAAACUCCGAAACAUACGUGACUUUACUCUUUCCAGUUCCAGUUCCUCCGAAUCCAGCUCAACUGCCGGUAGGAGAUUUUCCUCCUCCGAAACAGAGUUUCUGUCACGUGCACUUCACCGGCCGACGAAGCUCAAGCCGAAGCCGAAGCCCAUCAAAACCAAUACAUGGCCUCAAACCGAAAUUAUUACUCCAAAUCCAAAACAUGAUAAUGGGUUUGUUAAAUCCAAAUCCAAAGCUUCGAAAAUCUAUCACGAUUUGAAGAAAGUGAAACAGCCGAUUUCACCCGGUGCCCGACUUGCCAGCUUUCUUAAUUCUCUCUUCAACGGUGGAAGUCCAAAAGCAAAGCAAAAGAUAUCAAGCUCUACUUGUUCUAUCAAUUCAACGAAAUUCGAUUACGACAUGUCGAGAAAAUCCAAAUCUCAACAGGGAUCCACAUCUACUUGUUCCUCUGCUUCUUCAUUUUCAAGGUCUUGUUUGAGCAAAACGCCAUCUUCAAGAGGGAAUAUCAAGAGAUCGGUUCGGUUUUGUCCAGUGAGUGUGAUCGUGGACGAGGAUUGUCAGCCAUGUGGGCAUAAAAUUUUGCACAAAUCAGAGGAACCCAUUAUGAAGAAAGGUAAUUUGAAAAAAAGUAAUGGGAAUUUGGAAAGAGAGAAAGUGAAAACAGAGGAUAUGAUGAAGAUUAAUUAUGAGGAAGAAGAAGAAGAAGAUGAUGAUGAUGACGACGACGACGAUGCUUUGAGUUGUUCAAGUUCUGAUCUGUUUGAAUUGGAUAAUCUUUCAGUUAUUGGAAUUGAAAGAUACAGAGAAGAAUUGCCAGUUUAUGAAACUACCCAUUUCAAAACUAAUUGUGCCAUUGCUAAGGGAUUGGUUUUGUAAUUUUCCCAGCAAAAUUAGGUUAAAAAAAAUCUGGGAAACAAGUUCUAUCAGUUCUUUUCUUUAUUUUCUUCUUUAAGGAAUUUUGGGGGCUUACAUAAUUAAGAGAAUAAUUAGUUUCUCU